Messenger RNA from Priapulus caudatus, 1550 nucleotides. RefSeq lists its product as uncharacterized. The transcript is spliced from 10 exons. The coding region runs from base 1 to 1524 and encodes 507 amino acids. The record is from RefSeq and is a predicted model, not a curated record. NCBI's taxonomy places the organism in Eukaryota, Metazoa, Priapulida, Priapulimorpha, Priapulimorphida, Priapulidae. Gene Ontology annotation, cellular component: membrane.
AUGGUAGUGUACGCGGCAAGUCUGGGAGAUGCGCUGCUGGUGUCUCACGUGAAACUCAAGGAAGGGAAGCAGAAAUACGGCCGGCUAGAGAUCGAAUACGACAACGGAGAGGAAAGCAAAUGGAGCGCGGUAUGCAGCAAAAGUUUCAAGCAGGAAUACGUCGAUCUCGUCUGUAAGAACCUCGGCUACCCGGUCGGCGGCACCUUCUGGAACUACCCGAUCCGACGCAACAAGAAAGUAGCCAGCAUCAACUGUGACGGGGCCGAGGCGAUUACCGACUGUACCGUCAGCGACCGACUUCUACCGGGGGAUGACGAAUGCGAGAGAUGCCACGGGAUCGGCGUGAUAUGCGCACCGACAAUGCGGCUGGCCGGAUUCGAUCCAAUGAUCGGACCGACGGACUUCAAGUCCGUUCUGCAGGUCUAUCACGACGGCCAGUGGAAGGCGGUUUGCUACCCGGAAGUUCUCGACAGCAAGGAGAAGCACGGGAUGCUGGGAGAGAUCCUGUGCCGCUCUGUCGGACAGAAGAAGUUCGUCAUGUGGAAUAAGGCGUUCCGUCACGCCGACAUGUUCCUUAACAACUACACGGAGCCGAGAACUCAGAUGGAGCUGACUUGCUACGGCGAAGAGAUGGAUGUGAAGGAGUGUAACCCAGUCUAUACAUCGAAGACUGCCGACGACGACUGCACCGUCAUUCAGCUGACCUGCGCCGACGACACGUACACUGACGUCAUAACCGAGGAGGCGGCGGACGACGACGAAUUUUGCAACCAGACGUCAAUGAGUGAAAUAGAGGAAACAUCGUUUGUAACACAGGAAGGUGGAUCUCUGCACCAUAUCUGCUACGAUCUACUCAGCGGCAGAGUGAUUAGCCAGUACUCUAAAAGUUUGGACUACGAGUACGAUGGUGACAUAUCGUCGGACGAUUUUCCGUUGGAGUAUCCGGCCUAUCGUGACUGUCGGUGGGUGGUUGACUUCUCCGCGGCUGGACUAGGCGUCACCAGCACACGUCUCAUGAAGAUAGUAAAGAUCACCACCAGCUUUCCCACGGAGUUCAGCGGUUCGCGUCUCGAGAUUAGAGAUUACACGUGCCUGUACAGCAACAAUUCCUGCCCGGGCGUCCUGCGCGCCGCCUGGAUCACAUCCGGAUCCGCUUCGGACAUCAACGCCGGACUCACGGACUCGGCGGUGAUGUCGGUCCGGUUCGUGUCGUAUCCGGUGGCUGGCCUGGCACAUCCGGAGCCAUGGGACGGCAUACGCGGAUUUAGUUUGCGCUGGAAGUUCGCCCACACGCCGCAGUACAUGAGCGACUACAUCUUUCACUCUCCGAUGAUGCCUGUCUACGUCGCGGCGUUGGCCAUUCUAGUCGUGUUUCCAUUUGGAUGCUUCAUCUACUGUGUCGCCUGCCGUGGCGGCUGUGGAAAACCAAAGAAGAAGAAUCAAACGAGAGAUGAUGAAGAGAUCGUUAAGCCUCAGCAGCUGGACGACGCCGUUGGAUCCGACUCCGAACUUGACAAAUUGUAGAAGGAUUUCACUCGACCAACCUUCUA